Vigna umbellata (rice bean) is the source of this 2396-nucleotide messenger RNA. RefSeq names its product protein TRANSPORT INHIBITOR RESPONSE 1-like. The record is from RefSeq and is a predicted model, not a curated record. Gene Ontology annotation, biological process: SCF-dependent proteasomal ubiquitin-dependent protein catabolic process. Lineage: Eukaryota; Viridiplantae; Streptophyta; Magnoliopsida; Fabales; Fabaceae. Gene Ontology annotation, molecular function: protein binding. Gene Ontology annotation, cellular component: SCF ubiquitin ligase complex.
CUCUCGGUACAACACAAACUCCUUAUCCUCCUCACCCUCAUUUUCUAUUUCUCUCUCCCUUUUCUCUCUCUGUCUCUGCCAACUACAAACAACUACACAGCACAACCUCGCUAUUCCAAUGGGGUCUCAGAUCUAGACGCCGCUCUGUUUCUGGUAUUCCUGUUCGUAUUGUUGCUAUUGUUGUUCGUCUCGCUUCCAGAACCACAGCGUUUUGGGUCAUAUUCCAUUCGACAUGCGGCCCAAACUAGCCUACUCCUUCCCUGAGGAGGUGCUGGAGCACGUGUUCUCCUUUAUCGAGUGCGAUAAAGACCGUGGCUCGAUCUCCCUCGUCUGCAAGUCCUGGUAUGAGAUCGAGCGUUGGUGCCGCCGGAGAGUCUUCGUCGGAAACUGCUACGCUGUCUCUCCGGCCACCGUUGUCAACCGCUUCCCCAAAGUGAGAUCCAUCACCAUCAAGGGCAAGCCGCACUUCGCGGACUUCAAUUUGGUCCCCGAGGGUUGGGGCGCUUACGUCGGCCCUUGGAUCAAGGCCAUGGCGGCUGCCUACCCCUGGCUCCAGGAGAUCAGGCUUAAGAGGAUGGUCGUCACCGACGAAUGCUUGGAACUUAUCGCCAAAUCGUUCAAGAACUUCGGAGUGCUGGUGCUCACUUCUUGCGAGGGUUUCACCACUGAUGGGCUUGCUGCCAUUGCCGCCCAUUGCAGGAAUUUGAGGGAGUUGGAGUUGCGGGAGAGUGAAGUGGAAGACAUUUGUGGACACUGGCUUAGCCAUUUUCCCGAUUCGUACACAUCCUUGGUUUCCCUUAAUAUUUCUUGCUUAGGCAAUGAGGUGAAUUUGUCUGCCCUAGAGCGUCUGGUUAGUAGGUGUCCCAAUCUGCAGACUCUCCGCCUCAACCGUGCUGUGCCCCUAGAUAAGCUGGCCAACCUUCUUCGCGGAGCUCCUCAGUUAGUUGAGUUAGGCACAGGAGCCUACACGAGUGAGAUGCGGCCGGAGGUCUUUUCAAACCUGGCUGAAGCAUUUGCUGGGUGCAGGCAAUUGAAAAGCUUGUCAGGAUUUUGGGACGUGCUACCCUCCUACCUUCCAGCUGUUUAUCCUAUCUGCUCCAACCUGACAUCACUAAACAUGAGUUAUGCAACUAUUCAAAGCCCUGAUCUUAUCAAGCUUGUUAGUCAGUGUGAAAAUUUACAACGGUUAUGGGUGCUGGAUUACAUUGAAGAUGCUGGCCUUGAAGUGAUUGCUGCAUCGUGUAAGGAUCUGAGGGAGUUGAGGGUGUUUCCGUCUGAUCCAUUUGGGUUAGAACCAAAUGUGGCAUUGACUGAGCAGGGCCUUGUUUCUGUGUCUGAAGGCUGCUCCAAGCUCCAGUCCGUUCUAUAUUUUUGUCGUCAAAUGUCUAAUGUGGCCUUGUUUACAAUUGCCAGGAACAGGCCUAAUAUGACUCGUUUUAGACUGUGUAUUAUUGAGCCGCAAGUUCCAGACUAUCUUACCCAAGAUCCUCUGGAUGCUGGUUUUGGAGCUAUUGUAGAGCAUUGCAAGGAUCUUCGUCGCCUUUCCCUUUCCGGGCUUCUCACUGACCGCGUUUUUGAGUAUAUUGGGACUUACGGUAAGAAGCUUGAGAUGCUUUCUGUGGCUUUUGCCGGAGAUAGCGAUUUGGGACUCCAUCAUGUGCUGUCUGGGUGUGACAACCUUAGGAAGCUGGAGAUCAGGGACUGCCCCUUUGGUGACAAAGCCCUUUUAGCCAAUGCUGCAAAGCUGGAGACAAUGCGAUCCCUUUGGAUGUCCUCUUGCUUGGUGAGUUAUGGAGCAUGUAAACUUCUGGGUCAGAAAAUGCCGAUGCUUAAUGUUGAAGUGAUUGAUGAAAGAGGACCUCCAGAUUCAAGGCCGGAUAGUAGUCCUGUUGAGAAGCUAUACAUAUACAGGACUGUUUCUGGGCCAAGAUUGGACAUGCCAGGCUAUGUAUGGAGAAUGGAAGGCGAUUCUGCAUUAAGAAUUUCUUGAGUGAUUUUGCUGUGGAACGAGCAUGGAAUUUAUUAUGACAGUUUGAUGUGAGGGUUGUUGAUGCAGGUACAUGCCUAGAACUGUUGCUGUUAUGGUUGGUGUUUGAGCUAGGUACAGGAGGAGGUAUAUAAUAUGAAAAGGCUGGAGCUCGAUAGCCAUUCGUUUUACUCUUUGGCUGAGCAACGAGACACCAAUGCUGAUAAAGAGAUCGGAACCUUGUUGUUAGAUGUGGCAUAGGAUAGUUUUUAUUAUUUAUGGACCUGUGCAUACUUUUAUAUGCAUGUUACCCCGCUAUUCUAAAAUAUCGGUGGACUUUGUUAUUAUCAUUAAAAAUUAUGCGGUGGGAAGGAAUAAAAAAACUUGGGAACUAUAUUCUAAUGCAAACCUUAUUUGUUGUUUGCAACAA